Molecule: messenger RNA, 6304 nt
Organism: Xiphias gladius (swordfish)
Lineage: Eukaryota; Metazoa; Chordata; Actinopteri; Istiophoriformes; Xiphiidae
Product: muscleblind-like protein 2a
Exons: 9
Coding region: 722-1885 (387 amino acids)
Molecular function (GO): metal ion binding
Source: RefSeq, a predicted model, not a curated record
UUUCAGCCACAGUUGGACAGACAGUCUGUUUUUACUGUUGUGAAGAGAAAAUCUUUGGUCACUGAUUCUUCUGGACAGAGAGGGGGAUAAAAGCUGUUCUUGUUGUCAACAUCUUCACAAGUUGGCUUCUCAAAAGUUGCAGCUCUAUCCUAGAUUCUCGGUCUGGGACAGAAGUUCUUUAGUGCUGCAUGACGUGAGAGAGGUCACCAAUAGAAAGUGCCUCUGAGAAGAUAUCCCCGACUUGAAGUUGGUCCGUGUACAUUGGUCUGUGUCUAUGCUUUCUUUAAGGCCAGACUCAAGCACCAACACAGGAUACCUCAGCUGCAAGCUCUUCACCAUCACUUUGCACAUCUUGAGCACCUAAAAGAAUUUUAAGAUAGAGCCAUAAUACAAGAGAGUAAGAGUACAGAGAAUAAUGACCUGAGAAUGACUAAAGUGACAAACCUGCAUUGAAUUUCCCUCACUUAAUAUUUAUGGGAAUCAUCAGUUGUGGAAUAUAAACUUAAACUUUACGUAGAAAAAAAAAACACGUCUGCAGUUGUUUCCCACUGAUGGAUGGUUUCCCAGCCAUCUCAUCUUUCUUCUCCAAUUGAUGGAGGACUCACCACGUUGUCUUAAAAGAGGACUUUGUACAUACAGUCAAACUAGAGCUUUUAGUGUAUGAGGCACACGACAAUAAGAUUGACUUUUAAAAUUUAAUGUAUGAUUAAAACUUUCGGACAUGGCGUUGAACAUUUCUUCAGUAAGAGACACAAAAUGGCUAACUUUGGAGGUCUGCCGACAGUUUCAGCGAGGAAACUGUUCUCGUAGGGAUGAGGAAUGCAAAUUUGCUCAUCCACCGAAGAGCUGCCAAGUUGAAAACGGUAGAGUUAUUGCCUGCUUUGACUCACUGAAGGGCCGAUGCUCAAGAGAAAACUGCAAGUAUCUUCAUCCACCUUCACACUUAAAAACCCAGUUAGAGAUAAAUGGGCGCAACAAUCUCAUCCAACAGAAGACUGCAGCAGCAGUACUCGCCCAACAGAUGCAGCUUGUGAUCCCUGGACCCAAUCUGCAGCCUGUGGGACUUGGCACAAAUACCAGUCUUGGUUAUGGGUCAUACAUGACACCCUUGAGCCAUGGCAUGAGCCUUGUUCCCUCAGACAUGCUCCCCAGCAACCCAGUUCUUGUUCCUGGGAGCCCACCAGUUACGGUCCAGAGUUCCUCUUCUUCUUCUUCUUCUUCUCCCUCACAGAAGCUGCAGCGUACAGACAAACUAGAGGUUUGUCGUGAAUUUCAGCGGGGAAACUGUGCAAGAGGGGAGACAGAUUGCCGCUUUGCUCACCCCAGUGACAGUCCAAUGAUUGACACCACUGAUAACACUGUCACUGUUUGCAUGGACUAUAUCAAGAGCCGCUGCUCCAGGGAGAAGUGCAAGUAUUUUCACCCGCCUGCACACUUGCAGGCCAAAAUCAAAUCCAGUCAACAACAAAUCAGCCAGACAGCCGUCGCAGCCCAGGCCGCAGCUGCAGCCGUGACUCAAUCGACUGCCAAAGCAAUGAAGCGACCCCUCGAGGCAACUGUAGACCUGACCUUUCCCCACAGUGUCCUGCAACCCCUACCAAAGAGACCAGCUCCUGAGAAGAGCAGCUGGGCCAGCUCUCUCCUCAGCCCUAGUUUUUUGCACUACCAGCAGGCUCUGGCCAACGCACAGCUGCAGCAGCCCACUGCAGCAUUUUAUCCCACAGGUUCUGUCUUGUGUAUGACUCCUGCUCACAACGUUGAUCAUCCUCAAGUAACCACCCGAAACAGGAGUCAGUGCCAUGUUACUGCUGUUAAAGGUCCCAAGCAGCCACUCUGUAAAUACUCUGUUAACACCACACAGCACAUACAACAAGCUGCAUGCUGAUAACAUCACUGAUGGAAAACUUGUAGACAUUACUUUUAGCUAUGAUUAACAAAUUACAUAACUCAAUUAUUAGGAUUAUACUGUGUUAGAUAAAAGUCACGGAAGAUUAUUGUAUGUAUCCUCACGCACCCUCAGUGAUGUGCAAACCAUCCUGGUUUCUAUGAUCAGAGGCGCAUUUAGUCUCUUAAUCUGCUGAAAUGCAUUGUGUCUCAAAUUCACCUACAGGAGCCUCAUAAAUAAAAAUGUGCUUUUUUGAAGAAUUCAACCAGGAAACACAUGGAUAUUAGACAGAAAUGUUAUUCACUGACAAUUGUAAGUUGUAUAAAAUUUUACAAGUGGAAGAGAUUAGCAAGAUACAUCUAAUCUGAGAUCAGUUUUCAAUGUGUAGAUAGUUCUUUUCAAUACCAGGUGUCAGUGGGUCAUAUAUUGGAGCUUGUUAAAAUUUUGUCAUCAUGAUAUUGGGCAGCGACUUAUUUUUUCCUCCUUGAAUGUCUUAUGUAACCUAAGAACGUUUUCUUCACAUUAAUGAUUGUUUAUGUAGUCAGAUUUAAUUAUUUUAAACUAAAUCGUAAAAAGCACUUAUUUUAACUUUAAACUGUACAUUGUAAAAAUGUAAUUUGACAGCAGGCAUGGAAGUUCUGGGGAUAGUCAAUCGGUCUUGUUUGCCUUGUUAUCCCCAGAAAACAGGAUCAGUGCUCCACCCCCUGGUGUGCCUUUGCAUUGCAUAUACUUUACGUUAUGUUUCUUAGUAGAAUGUUAUGUGUAAUCCAUUUGCUGCAGAUACUUUUUCUCUUAAAGGCAGUAAAGGCAACAGUGAUUCAAACGGUUAAUUUCUCCCCUCUUCGUUAUCAAAAAGGAAAAAACUUUUGGAUUAUUGGUCAAGGUGAUGGUUGACUUGUCGAUGUAUCCAUGUGGUGGUUUUUACUUCUGGGACAGGUUUCACAAAGAUACAGUUUGACUGUGGCUUAAAUCAAACUUACAACUUAUACUAGUCAGACUUCAGAUAGAUGUGUAAAUUCAUUCGUUGUACAAAGCUGUCUAGUUCUUGUUUAAUUUGCUAUCAAUUCUGGGUAAAUUAAGACCUUUUCUCAAACUAAAAAACACGGCUGAGUAACUAUAUCUAACCGCUCAGCAGAAAAUGUUUGCCCUCUGGAAGAAUUUGUCAGUUACAGGACAUUUUACUGGGACUAUUCAGUUACGACUGUAACGAUACAAAAAACGCCUAGUAGUGUAGAAGUUCAGUACAGUGCAGAACUGUAGCAGAUCUGAGACGCUGUGGCUUCUUAAUGUGACAGGGCUCAGUGCCUCUGCUAACUCGUCAGUCAGGCUCAGGAUAGUUUUCUUGGGCAAACAAAAUCGACGAUGUCCUCACUGCUGUAUAUCUCCAACAGAUUACUGUGGUCACUAAAAGAUCGUUCCCCUUCUCAUUACUCACUCCACAACAUUAUUAGCAAACCACAAAAUAUGAGCUAUGUUUUCUUCUUUUUUGUACUUUGGUGUCACUGGACAGCAGAUGUCACUGAUUUUUACCAUGGAAACAUCUCAGUAGGGCAGCUAACUUUUAAGGCUUAAAGUAAGUCAGUCUUUAUUUUUUGUGAAACUGUUUAACUUGUAUUACACUAAUUUUAGAGCAAAAUUGAACAGUGGCUCACGCCAAAAAUCUUUAACUGGGACAUUUUGCAUGGACACCCCCAUUUAUUUGUAUGAUUGAUUCAACUUAAAUUUUUCAAAAAACGCUGAUGUUUGGUACAAACCUAAAUUAGGAACUUAUUGUCUGAUGAAAAAUAACUACAGUGUAGAGCCUUAUGUGAAGCAGAAUUGGGCCAAAAGUCACAAAAACACUUACCUUCAGGUACAUAACCAUUAGCUUAAGAAACAGAAAUUAUUUGAAAAGAAAACACAAAAGUCAAUGUCAUGUUUAAUUUCCAAUUAUAUGAUGAUUUAAGGGCUACAGUAAGAAGUCUAGAAGCAUGACUAUUAGAAACCUGUGCUGUGUUUUAGGAAAGGAGGUGUAUGGCUGGGCUUGUGUGGCAAAUAAAGUCCUUUUGUUUGCAUUGUAAUGUAAGAAGUUAUGUGCAUGUUUGACAAAUGUAUUAUUUAUUGUAGGUCUCGUCUAAGUCCACGUGGACUGGGCACUAGUCAAAAUAUCUUUGUGAAACUGGCCCAUGGUUCAACUUGAAGAUAAAGCAAACCAUGUACCAUUUCUCAUUUUCAAACAAAACUGUGACCCAUUGAAGUUUGAGUUGAGUAGUGUGUGAACUGUUAGUCUUAAUCUUACAGUCAGUUGUCAGUACUGUAUUAUUUGAAUGUUACAAGUGCCUAAAGAAUUGUGCAUGCAGUGACAUCUAAGCAUAUUUAAAAGGCUUUGUGUGAAAAAUCAUUCAGUUAAAUCCACUUUACCUUAGUCACAUUUGGAAAGAAAUGUUUAGCAAUGCCAUGUCAGUGCAUUAGUAUUUUGUGUGCGCCUGUUUAGAUUUAGUCUUUAAUUAAUUUUACUCAUGAAAGUCACUCAAAUUUGUAUGUACAGUAUGUACUAUGUAUAAGAAUGAAUAUCCAUCUUAAUUUUAUUUUUGUUUCACAUUUCAGAUGGUUAAGUAGUUUCUGACAAUGUUUCCUAAUUAGUUAUAUGCACAGUAAAAUACUUUAUGUAGUAAAGUAGAAUUAAAGGAAAUAGACGUUUUUGGUGAAGUGUAGUUGUGUAUGAUUCAUACCACAAUAUGCAAUUACCUGUCUUUGUUUGAAACUUGGAGCAGACAGAGUGGGCAUUGUGUCUGGUUAAGUGAAAAACAAAACUGAUGUUAAAUAUAGUUUUCAAUCAUAUAUGUAAUUUUCCCAUGAACAUCUUUUAUAUAAGUUUUAGUUCCCUGUUUUGCAGUUUGUGAAAAUACCAACCUUUCCUUUAAUGUUUCCAGUGUCUUUUCAAAUCAAGUCUUUUCAAAAUGUGUGUGCGUGAUUAACUCAGACAAUCCACCAAGAGAUAUUGCAUUUGCUAACAUUUUCAUUGUGUAUUUUCGUUGUGAAAAUUUUUACACAUUAUUGGAUGGAAUAUAUGGAGUAUACUUGCAUAUUUUACUGGUUUAACUUUAGCUAUGAACACAUUUAAAAUGUAUUUUCUUCUAUUUUACGAUGAAUGUAAUUUAUUAAACUGACUUUAGCUCUGCUGGAGGUUCCUCAAAGGGCCUUGAUCUGUUGUUUUAGCCUGUGAAAAUCCGUCUGUGUCGAGGGAUUAAAUGUUGGAGCAAAGAGAAGCUUAUACAUUUCAUCCUUGUCACUGCCUUGUCACCUGUAAGGGACAACAAACCUUUGUAUGAACAAGGCCAUAGAAUUUCUUUUUAUGUACAAAAGUGCAUUGUACAGGCCACAUUUUACGAAAUGUUAAUUUUAAUAAUAGUGUAAUCGUAGUUUGUCAUUUGACUGUUUUGAUUUGUUGCUGAGGCAAUCUGAAUUCACAGUGAUUAAAAACUGUAUAUUUGUAGGUGAUUAAAUUGUUUUUCCUCCUCACAAUAACACAUUAGACUGUACUGUCAGAUAUUUGACUUUAUUAUGCCAUGGUGAAACACUGUAAGUGAUCCAGUGCAUAGAAAUAAUUUUUUAAUCUGAAUUUUGUGUUUUACAUAGUUUCCACUGCAUGUUGACAUCUUGCAACCAAACCAUAAUCCACCGCAGAGUGAGCUAAAUUUUCAGAAGUCAGAAAGUCACUUGAUGGUUCAGCAGCUCUUUAAAACUCUUUUUUUUCUUUACAUGAUUGCUUUCAAAGUUUAGGUUGCUUUUAGAUAGAUGAUAAGUUUCCCCUCAUAUAUUAUACCUGCAAAUAAAUGGCAUAUUUCUGAAUGUUUGUUUCACCUUUUGGCAAAAAGCCUGAAUGUCAUGUAUACACCUGCGUAUGGAGGUUGUGUGACCUUUUGAUCACCCAGUCAAAAUCAAAGGGACAGUAAGAAUGUUUGGUCUGACUGACUGACGGAAACAUCUCUCUGAGAAGACAUGCUUUUUUUGAACUUUGCCUUUAUUAGAUCUAUUGCUAAGUUUGCAUUUGUCCAGUAAUUAUGAAUUCAGUAUUGUCUAGUGUACAUUAACUCAACCAUUUUGUGAAAUUGUUGCCACGUGAAUUUUUAAUUGAAGGCCAAAAUGACAGAUUGUAAAACAAACCCAAACACUACCCUGAAAGGCUUGAUGCUUGCUGAUAAGACAGACUAACUUGCUAUUAUAAAGGGUUGUAUUCGAAUUUAACAGACUUCUGAUGAAGCUGUCAUGUCAGUGCCAUUUGGUUCCAUUCUGGCCUGAAUAUAAACUUUCCCUCAUUUUUUUGAAAAAUUAUUUGUGAAAAUAAUUUUAUUUGUGCAUAAUUAAACAUUUCAUGUGGAUAGUUUUGUUCCUGUAAAUUCAAAAUUGUGUAAAAUCUAAUAUUGAAAAUAAAUAAAU